Molecule: messenger RNA, 972 nt
Organism: Lindgomyces ingoldianus
Lineage: Eukaryota; Fungi; Ascomycota; Dothideomycetes; Pleosporales; Lindgomycetaceae
Exons: 4
Coding region: 25-504 (159 amino acids)
Biological process (GO): translation
Cellular component (GO): ribosome; cytosolic small ribosomal subunit
Molecular function (GO): structural constituent of ribosome
Source: RefSeq, a predicted model, not a curated record
CGACAACAUAUCCCGCCCGCAAUCAUGGCCACAGAGCUCACUGUCCAGUCGGAGCGCGCUUACCAGAAGCAGCCCCAUAUCUUCCUCAACCACAAGGCCAGCGGACCGCGCAAGAACACCCGAAACAGGCGAUGGUAUAAGGAUGUCGGGCUUGGGUUCCGUACCCCCAAGACGGCUAUUGAGGGCUCGUACAUUGACAAGAAGUGCCCCUUCACGGGUAUGGUGUCGAUCCGAGGACGUAUCCUCACCGGAACCGUUGUCUCCACCAAGAUGCACCGAACCCUGAUCAUCCGCCGCGAAUAUCUCCACUUCAUCCAGAAGUACUCCCGUUACGAGAAACGCCACAAGAACCUCGCUGCCCAUGUCUCUCCCGCGUUCCGUGUCGAGCCAGGUGACCAGGUCGUUGUUGGCCAAUGUCGACCGCUCAGCAAGACCGUUCGCUUCAAUGUUCUCCGUGUACUUCCACGAACCGGCAAGGCUGUCAAGUCGUUCACCAAGUUUUAGGCGCAUGAUAAAGAUGUAUGGGAUGGAAUCGAGAUGGCAAGAUGCGGUAUUGCAGUAGAGGGGUGGCUGGGGAUGCGGGAUCGGUCAACUCUGCAUAUUGGUUCAGGAAAUAAGGAGUCCUAAGGGCCGUGUAUGUUCUGGCAGUUCUAUGAUCAAUGAAAGCCCUUGGCUGGAUAAAAUGGCCACCGUCAAGGCAGGUUAAAAAUGCAAGUGGAAUGCACCUUCAAAUGGAUUGCCUUCGACAAAAUUGCACGGCGUUAACAAUACUCUAAAUGUUGACAACGGACGCCUAAUUUGGCUGGGUCAACUAGCACACGCAUCGUCUUCCAAAGGCCCAUAUAAAGGCUCGAGGUGGGAGAGAUUGCAAUUCACAAAACCGUCUUGGGGAUGCUAGGCAGUGGCUCACAUUUUUCACACUGCAUCUAAAAUUCUAAUCAUGGGAAUCUAAUAUUUUAUGACACAGUUUUG